AUGGCUCUCGAUUCGGCCUUUGCUGAUUUGGCGGAGCGCCUCAAAGGAAUAAAUCUGGAUUCCGAAGCGACCGCGUUGAUGCUGAAUAGCUUUCUCAAGGAGCGACAAGCAGAGCGGGAGCGGGAGGAGCGACGAGCAGAGCGGGAGCGGGAGGAGCGAAACGCAGUGCUCGAGUGCCUCGUGCAAGAUUUUGCGCCUCCUCAAGGCUAUAACCUCGUGAAGCAUCUAGCAAGCAUGUCGGUCGACGACGUUUCCUUUUUGUACACUCUCUGCAAGAAAAACCGUCUUACUUGCGACCAGCUUGAAAACUAUGUGCACAUUCCUGAACACAAGUGGACCCCGAAGGGAGCCUCGUUGCCCACGAACGUGGAGGCCAAAGUGCCCAAGCUGCCACCCUCAGGAACCCGGAAUAUCAGCGACAUCAACGACAACGUCAGAGAAAAAUUCCAUUUUGGCAUUGUGCAACUACCUCCGAGCUGUCAUUACCUGGCUCUUGAGAUUGUCCAGCGAGCUCAAGAGCUUUUGUCUGCCAAUCUACCUCAAGAAGGCAUACAUACGACUUUGCUCCGCGCCUACACAAACGCAUGCCUGACUAACGAAGUGAAGAGCCAUGAGCCACACUUCUCGUCACUGAUUACACUGGCUUUGCAGGACCACUUCAUUGCCCCUGCCCUUGCUGCGACUUCGGCCCAGGUUGCUGUCUCCAGCCCAUCUGAGACGGAGCCGUUGGCUGACACAACCGCAUCCACCCUCGCCACCAAGCAGGCGUCAGUGAGAAACCCCAUUUACUUGGUACACCAGGCAUCUCUUGGCUCAGCCAACAUGCACGCUGACUGGGUGGGGUUUGACGUCCUGCUGCGACCCGUCAUCGUGGGCGAGUGCAAAAUGAGCGCCCAGCACUUUGACGAAUUUGGUGGCCAAGUGGCCAACGAGGUUGUGCGCCUUGGCCUCUUGGGACCGAAAUACCAAAUGCGAAAGGACAGGCAGCACCCACUUCACCCCUUCAUCAACAUUAAUGUGUGUGGUGACAUUGUGACCGCUUAUCUGGUCCUGCACUUGACCAGCAGUAACAUGGUUGCCACGAUUCAAAAGAUGAAGGGCCUUGAGAAGGAAUACUACCUGGCUUUUCUCCGACUUGGAUCCGCCCAAAUCUCCGAAAACCGCGCCGACCCUCAGGCUGUCUGGGCGCUUUUGACCGCUUGCAGAGAGUUUGUGACGGGUCGCCAGCAUCAGAUUAUCGAAAGCGGUCGUCGAUUUCCGCUUGUCUCCGAGCCCUUUCCCUGCCCGGCUCGGGGCAUGGCCGGAUGGACCUGCAAGGAAACGUACGGGCCCAAUGUGCAGCAGUACGUGCAUGACAGUGCGGGCUCGUGGGUCAUCAAGCACUACGACUAUUGGGGCCGCCAAGCCGAGUCUUUGGGUACAACAAUGUACCAGAUUGGCGAUGACACUGCCCGCCUCCCACCAUCACGCGAUCUGCUCCGUGCGCUUGCUGAGUUGCCAGAGACGGGCAAGUUUUACCAGGCGUGGGUGUUGGAGGACCUUGCGACGGGCUUGGUGCUUCUCCGGUACCCACGAGUACAGACGGCCCCGUGCGGCCUUCAGGUGCCGAUGCAGCUGAUCGAUGUCAUGAAGCAGAUGCAAGUGUUGCACAAACUUGACUUGGUGCACGGCGACAUUUUGCAGCGCAACAUUCUCUUUUGCAACAGCUGGCAGCCGGAGGAUUGGAUGUUUCAGCCGCCCAGCUGGGAAAAGAAGGAGGAAGAGGAGGAGGAGGAGAGCCAGCACAGCCCCGAGGCUCAGUCCGGCAAUGUGACGCCAUGUCAAAGCCGUCAGCCCUCGCACGACGAGCUUUCACUGAAAGACCUCUUCGUGGAAGCGGUCGCAGAGGAAGAGACUGUGCAAACGCAGCAAAGGCCGAAGCCGAUGGCUUUCCUGAUUGAUUUCGACCUGGGUGGGCCCUGUGAUGAAGCAACGUAUGGACCUGGUUACAACUACCAAGGCGGCCUUGAAAAGUACCGCCACGCCAAUGCCAGGCCCGGCGAGCGUUUACAAAAGGAGCACGACACCUAUUCUUUGGCACGUGUGGCCGAAGAUCUGCUCGAGGACAACGACGCCCGUAAACGGCUGGUCAGAGCCUUGGAGGCGGUCAAGUUGGACGAGGCGAUUGAGUUGUGCAGAGCCUGCACUGGGCGUUCGGGGCGUGGCUGA
Monosiga brevicollis MX1 is the source of this 2208-nucleotide messenger RNA. RefSeq lists its product as uncharacterized. The record is from RefSeq and is a predicted model, not a curated record. Gene Ontology annotation, molecular function: disulfide oxidoreductase activity. Lineage: Eukaryota; Choanoflagellata; Craspedida; Salpingoecidae. Gene Ontology annotation, cellular component: membrane-bounded organelle. The transcript has 3 exons. The coding region runs from base 1 to 2208 and encodes 735 amino acids.